Coregonus clupeaformis (lake whitefish) is the source of this 1742-nucleotide messenger RNA. RefSeq names its product coagulation factor VII (gene f7). The record is from RefSeq and is a predicted model, not a curated record. NCBI's taxonomy places the organism in Eukaryota, Metazoa, Chordata, Actinopteri, Salmoniformes, Salmonidae. Gene Ontology annotation, molecular function: serine-type endopeptidase activity; calcium ion binding. The transcript is spliced from 8 exons. The coding region runs from base 76 to 1434 and encodes 452 amino acids. Gene Ontology annotation, cellular component: extracellular region. Gene Ontology annotation, biological process: proteolysis; blood coagulation.
UGUCCAGACUUUGAACCUGUGGACUGAGAGGAACAGAGAGCGACAGUGUGGUUAGAUAUUCUGAGGGUAGUCAUCAUGUGGUUUCAUGUUCUCUGUCUUACACUAAGUAUUUGCUGCUGUCAUCCCGCCUCAGUGUUCUUGGGGCGGGAUCAGGCCCAUGGCCUCCUCAUCCGGCCUAAGCGUGCCAACUCCGGCUGGUUCGAGGAACUCAAAAGGGGGGACCUGGAGCGAGAGUGCCUUGAGGAGAAGUGUUCCAAAGAGGAGGCGCGGGAAGUGUUUGAGCACAAACAGGCCACGGAGGAGUUCUGGAAAAACUACAAUGUUCAAGACAGCUGCCAAUCUGACCCCUGCCAGAACAAUGGAAGCUGCUCUAGCAUAUCAGGAUCUUCUUACACCUGCCUGUGCCUGCCAGGCUUCAGUGGACGGAACUGCGAGCUAGCAUUCAAGGCCAUUCCUGACUCCUGCUUACAUGAGAACGGGGGGUGUGAGCACUUCUGCGAGGAAGAGGGGGGCCGACGCAACUGUUCAUGUGCGGACGGCUACUUCCUGGGAACUGAUGGACAGUGUUGCCUGACACAAGAAACAAUGGCCUGUGGGAAGGUUCCUGUCCUGAAGGGCAGCGCCUCUGAGAAGGGAGACGGCCCGUUGGACCUCCGUUCACGUAUCGUGGGGGGAACAGAGUGCCCUAAGGGUCACUGCCCCUGGCAGGUGUUGUUAGUGAGAAAUGGGAAGGGCUUCUGUGGAGGAGUCAUCUACAAACCCACCUGGAUCCUCACUGCCUCUCACUGCUUGGAGAAUAUCAAGGCCCAGCACCUGAAGGUGGUGGCAGGUGAACACGACACAGAAAUAGAGGAGGGUACAGAACAGACCAUAGAUGUAGCAGAGAUCAUCAUGCACAAGAGCUACGUGUCAGACACGGCGGACAGCGACAUCGCCCUGCUACGUCUGAAGACGGCCAUCACCAUCACGCCUUUCGCCGUGCCCAUCUGCCUGCCCACCCGCUCGAUGGCGGAGCGUGAGCUCUGGGCCAUCAACCUCCACACAGUGAGUGGGUGGGGCCGGCGCAGCGAGAACGGCCCUACGUCGCGUGUCCUCCGGCGGCUGGAGGUGCCACGUAUACGUACCCAGGACUGCGUUGAGAUGAGCGGUGUCACGCUAACGGCUAACAUGUUCUGUGCCGGCUACAUCGAGGGCAGGCAGGACUCCUGUAAGGGGGACAGCGGCGGACCACUGGUCACCCGCUACAGAGACACCACAUUCCUGUUGGGUAUCGUCAGCUGGGGAAAGGGGUGCGCCCGGCCGGGGAACUAUGGGAUUUACACCCGCGUGUCCAACUACCUGGACUGGAUCCACAGCUACACGGCAGAGCAGCCGACAGCGCAGCCGACAACGCAGACGCAGAACACCACGGCCAAUCCAAAUGCAGUCUUAUAAGUGUCACAGAACAGGAGCAGAGCUGAGCCCAGUACCUUAUUGGGUUAAACUUGUAGUAUAUCUCUGAAACCAUGUUUGGCUUUCUGAUUAUAGUAUAUAUAUUUAUUAUGUUUCUCGUGCUUUGACUACACUUUCUAAAGUUUUUCUGUAUGUUUGUUGAUUUUAUGAUUUGAUUUCCCUCUGAUAAAAAAAAAGAAUAACUCUUGAUUGAUGCCAAAGUAAACUGACCCUUCUGCUGUGUCAUGAUAACCAUUAAGGCAAACUGACUCUUACGUAAGUUGGUGUUCAAUUACAAUGCAUUUGCCAUC